Molecule: messenger RNA, 768 nt
Organism: Ogataea haglerorum
Lineage: Eukaryota; Fungi; Ascomycota; Pichiomycetes; Pichiales; Pichiaceae
Exons: 2
Coding region: 1-768 (255 amino acids)
Biological process (GO): phosphatidylethanolamine biosynthetic process; phosphatidylcholine biosynthetic process
Cellular component (GO): cytoplasm
Molecular function (GO): ethanolamine kinase activity; choline kinase activity
Source: RefSeq, a predicted model, not a curated record
AUGAUUAUCGACCGCGAUAGAGAGUUUGUUUCGCACCUCGUGAUCAACUCGGUCAACUUGGCGCCGCCCAUCCACGCGCGCUUCGGCAACGGGCUGGUGUACGGCUUUAUAGAGGGCCGUUCUCUGGAAUUCACAGAGCUCGCCGACGAACGUCUGUACCCGUUGAUAGCCGCGAAACUGGGGCAGUGGCACCAGCAGGUCCAGGUGGACGCGAUCGAGGAGUGUUUGGCUAAGCUGCGCCGGGAGUUCCGGGGCUCCAAGCCCGAAUCGAGCGCUUCUGAUCUGUGGUCUGUGCUCUCGAACUGGAUCCAGCUUCUACCCGAGAUCGAGGGCAUUACCAGCAGCUGUGCGCAGAACAUCGACAUCCGCGAGGUUCAGGAUCCGCAGGCGUCGCUUGUGGACGUUCUGAAGGCCGAACUGGCCUGGCUGCGCGUCCAGCUGCACUCGAAGUCGCCGUUGGUGGCCAGUCACUGUGACCUGCUAAGCGGGAACGUGAUCAUUUCCGAAGAUCUGUCGCAGAAGCUCAAGACUGGCCUCUCAGCGUCCGACAUGGAGUACUACAAGCAGUACAACCCGAUAUCGUUUAUAGAUUACGAGUACAUGGUGAAGGCACCGCGGGCCUUUGACAUCUCGAAUCAUUUCAUGGAAUGGCAGGGAUUCAAGUGCGAGCGACACAGAAUCCCCAAAGCAGAGAAGUCCAACCUUUUACUGAGACGAUGGUGUGCAGCGUACUUGGGACGGCAUUUCGCUGAUCGACUUCGACUAUAG